AUGAAGAUGCACUUCUGCAUCCCGGUGUCCCAGCAGCGGCCAGACUCGCUGGGGGGCCGCUACGUGCUGUACUCCGUGUACCUGGACGGGUUCCUCUUCUGCAAGGUACGCUACAGCCAGCUGCACCGCUGGAAUGACCAGCUGAGACGAGUGUUCGGAAACUGCCUGCCCCCUUUCCCACCAAAGCACUAUCUGGCAAUGACCGCCACCAUGGCUGAAGAGAGGAGGGACCAGCUGGAACGAUACCUGCAGAAUGUAACUGCGGACCCUCGUGUGACAAGAAGCGAUGUCUUCACCCAGUUUUUAACCCUGGUGCAGAUGCACACAUUGAACAUCACCACCCAGAAAACUACUCUGGCUGUAUUUCUGCCCAACGGAAGCAACAUUAAUGUGGAGGUUCUCACGUCAGACACAGCUGAAAGGACUCUUGAGGUGGUGGCGCACAAACUCGGACUGUAUCCAGAACUCUUGGGCUACUUCGGCCUCUUUCUCAUUCGGUGUUUCCCGGAGGGCAAGAUCUCUGUUGUGAAGAAGCUGGCUGACUUUGAGCUGCCGUCCACUAGUCUUCAGAGUUCUGAGCUGGAAGACUGUAAGAUAGGACUCAGAAAGUGGUACCUGGACCCGGCCCUGGACUCUGUUCUGAUGGACUGCAGAGCAGCUGGAGACCUGCUGUACAUGCAGGCAGUACAAGACAUUGAAAUAGAAUGGGUGAAACCCACACAGGCUCAGAGGGAGGAACUAAGGGUGCUCCAGGAGGAGGAGAACCAAACAAAGUUUCUGGAGCUGUCCCAGGAGGUCCGGCACUACGGGUACAUUCAGCUGGAUCCCUGCACCUGCAACCACCCAGAACCUGGCUGUGGGGCUGUCCUUUCCAUCGGCAACAACGAGAUCAGCUGCUGUGUGACCCUGCCGGACGGCCAGACCCAGGACUUUGCUUUCCAGAUGAGCCGGGUGAAGUGCUGGCAAGUCACCUUCCUGGGAACUCUGCUGGAUACAGACGGGCCCCAGCGAACUCUCAACCAGAACUUAGAGCUGAGAUUUCAGUACAGUGGAGAUAGUCUCCAGCCCUGGUUUGUUGUUUACAGCAAACAGGCUUUUUUCCUGAGUAGCUGCCUGAAGAAGAUGAUCUCAGAGAAGAUGGCAAAGCUUGCUGAGGAGAACCCAGAAAUGCAGAUCGAGGUUCCAGAACAAGACAGAAGUAAGAAGCAGCCAAAUCAGGUCUGUGAGUAA
This is a messenger RNA of Onychomys torridus (southern grasshopper mouse), 1230 nucleotides long. It is a transcript of the gene Snx31, whose product is annotated as sorting nexin 31. Gene Ontology annotation, molecular function: phosphatidylinositol binding. Bases 1 to 1230 code for a protein of 409 amino acids. Gene Ontology annotation, biological process: intracellular protein transport. NCBI's taxonomy places the organism in Eukaryota, Metazoa, Chordata, Mammalia, Rodentia, Cricetidae. The record is from RefSeq and is a predicted model, not a curated record. The transcript has 13 exons. Gene Ontology annotation, cellular component: early endosome.